UGUGCCGUGGGCUGGCUGUGCCAGGGCUGCAUGGCCUAAGCUCGGAUCCAGUGCUGGAGAAGCGCUCACGCCCGAGCUGCACCCGAACUGUUUCAAGACCACUAAUUUUCUGGAAAAGUUAGAGCAAGAGGGGAAAAGAAAAGAAAGAAACUAGCCAAGUGGCUCGGUUGUCGCCUCAACUUGGGCUCUACCAGCUCUCCAGGACCUGUUCCAGCAGUCUGCUAAAACAUGGUGGAUUACUAUGAAGUUCUAGGGGUGCAGAGGCACGCCUCGGCCGAGGAUAUCAAAAAGGCAUACCGGAAACUGGCAUUAAAGUGGCAUCCAGAUAAAAACCCUGAGAAUAAAGAAGAAGCAGAGAGAAAAUUCAAACAGGUAGCUGAGGCGUACGAGGUGUUGUCAGAUGCUAAAAAACGGGACAUCUAUGACAAAUAUGGCAAAGAAGGAUUAAAUGGUGGAGGAGGAGGUGGAAGUCAUUUUGACAGUCCAUUUGAGUUCGGCUUCACAUUCCGGAACCCAGAUGAUGUCUUCAGGGAAUUUUUUGGUGGAAGGGACCCAUUUUCAUUCGACUUUUUUGAAGACCCAUUUGAUGACUUUUUUGGGAGCCGAAGGGGUCCUCGAGGAAGCAGGAACCGAGGCGCAGGCUCCUUUUUCUCUGCCUUCAGUGGAUUUCCAUCAUUUGGAGGCGGAUUUCCUUCAUUUGAUGCAGGAUUUACUUCAUUUGGGUCACUGGGUCAUGGAGGCCUCACUUCCUCCUUCUCCUCCACGUCAUUUGGCGGUGGUGGGAUGGGCAACUUCAAGUCCAUAUCAACUUCCACUAAAAUAGUUAACGGCAGGAAAAUAACUACAAAGAGAAUUGUUGAGAAUGGUCAGGAAAGAGUAGAAGUUGAAGAAGACGGCCAGCUAAAGUCCUUGACAAUAAAUGGUAAGGAGCAGCUGCUACGCUUGGAUAACAAGUAACUCAGCGCACGCAUUUAACAGGAGUGUUAAACCAUAACAAGCACCAUUUGAGGAUUAACAGGAACAUUUUUUUGAAGAUUUCAAACGAACUCGACUUUCAGUAUAACUGUACCUAAUCUAAAGUAUUUAUAAGCAGCUCAUCGGAGCCUCUAUUUGUCAUAGACUUUUGAGUUUAUUGUUGGGACCACACAAUAGGACCAUUUUUUUUUUGUCUUUGAAAUUGUUGUAAUCUCUGUAUGCACUUUGCUUUUUAUUAAGCGUAAUGCAAGGUGAGGCCCGUGACUCUUGCGUAGCCCUAGGACAAGAUUGUACUCUUAACACCAGCAUGGACCUGCUUUCGUUGUGUUUGAAAUGUGAGCCACGUAGUUCAGCCUGCUGUGAAGUUGACAUUGCCAGGAUGAAUCUUCUACAGGAACAAUUCCAGUUUCUUAUUUUCAGUAAUGAAAGACUUAAUACAUUAAUGGUAAUACAUUUCUGGUUUAUUAUAAAUUAAGGAUGUUUUCUAGUUGUGCAUGAAUGCUGGCAACUUAGUACGUUUUGACAACUGUUUAAAUAAUGUAAUGUUAAGCUUAGGUUAAAAAUAAGUUGGUAAACUGGGUCUUUGUCAUUGCUUUAAAAAAAGAAAAUAAAUGCGACUGUGUUUGGUGCAUUCUUUCCUGA
Molecule: messenger RNA, 1617 nt
Organism: Dipodomys ordii (Ord's kangaroo rat)
Lineage: Eukaryota; Metazoa; Chordata; Mammalia; Rodentia; Heteromyidae
Gene: Dnajb6
Product: DnaJ (Hsp40) homolog, subfamily B, member 6
Exons: 8
Coding region: 229-957 (242 amino acids)
Biological process (GO): protein refolding; positive regulation of proteasomal ubiquitin-dependent protein catabolic process
Cellular component (GO): cytosol; endoplasmic reticulum membrane
Molecular function (GO): Hsp70 protein binding; ATPase activator activity
Source: RefSeq, a predicted model, not a curated record